ACGCUUAUCAUCCCCCCAAAGACCAGCAACCUACCACCAUGUCCAGCGGAAAGAAGCCACAAGGCGCGGGCAACGACUAUGUCCUCCUCGAAUCAUCAGACGGCUACACCUUUGUAGUGUCCCGUAAAAUCGCAUGCGCCAGUGGCAUGCUGAAGAACAUGCUUGAUGAGGAUGCUGCAUUCUCUGAGGCGACGAACAAGGCAUGCAAGAUUCAGCAAAGAGGAUGUAUAUUACUCAAAGUGAUCGAGUAUCUGGCAUACAAGGUCCAGUACCAAGAGUUCAACGCGGAAGAUGUCCAAGAAGAUUUCCAAGAUCGAAUAGAUCCGUACAUUGCGCUGGAACUCUUGACUGCUGCGGACUACUUGGAUUGUUGAAAGUCGGUUCACAUAGUUUACAUGCCCCGCAAUCUGUAUAAUCGUUGUCACCAUGCACGCCCCCGACCCCAUGGUCGGUCUUUGUAUCCCGUA
Messenger RNA from Cryptococcus amylolentus CBS 6039, 467 nucleotides. RefSeq lists its product as hypothetical. Gene Ontology annotation, biological process: ubiquitin-dependent protein catabolic process. The transcript is spliced from 4 exons. Gene Ontology annotation, cellular component: elongin complex. The coding region runs from base 39 to 374 and encodes 111 amino acids. The record is from RefSeq and is a predicted model, not a curated record. Gene Ontology annotation, molecular function: protein-macromolecule adaptor activity. Lineage: Eukaryota; Fungi; Basidiomycota; Tremellomycetes; Tremellales; Cryptococcaceae.